Messenger RNA from Setaria italica (foxtail millet), 1183 nucleotides. RefSeq lists its product as uncharacterized. Bases 167 to 685 code for a protein of 172 amino acids. Lineage: Eukaryota; Viridiplantae; Streptophyta; Magnoliopsida; Poales; Poaceae. The transcript has 2 exons. The record is from RefSeq and is a predicted model, not a curated record.
ACCAGACGAACAUAAAAGCCGCCACCCACGCCCACCUGGAAGCAUCUGGAGGCGUGGCAUCGCAGCCGCAGCCGUCGCCAGCCAGCCAGCAGCGAACUGCUCUGCUCCCCCCGGCGGCGAACGCACAGGAGAGGCGGCGAGCGAGAUCGAGGCGGGGGCGCCGCCGAUGGACCCGCCCGACGUCGAGAUGGAGGCCGCGCCCCAAUCCCCGGCCCAGCCCCCGGCACCGGCGCUGGCAGCGGGUGGGGAGGGGUGGAGCAUGCUGUCCCGCGCCCGCGCGCUGCUCGAGGAGGGCAAGCCGUCCCUCGCGCUGCAGGCGGUUCUCCUGGCCAUAAGAUCACAAGGUGGUGAACAAGCUCUCAUCCAAACUAUGGACCGUGCGUGUGAACUCUACACGCAGAGAUUGCAAGCCACUCCAAGUGUUGAUGAGCUCGCCUCUUUGCUUGCUCAAUGUGCCAUAGCAGAGGCUCAGUCAUCAAAUGCUAAUCCUCCACGAGGACCUGGGUCAGACCCUGUGGAUAUGCUGAAUUCUGAUGAGGCCUGCAUUCUUGCUGUGAGUGGAAGGAAGCAGAUCAUCCUGGAUGCGUUUGCCGAUGGAAGCAGCUUCAUUUGCCUGAAAUGUGGUGGGCUCUAUAGCACAUCUCGUAAGGAUGAGCACUUGGCCUACUGGUGCAGGACUGCAUGAUCCUGCUGACAUCUUGCUGUGGUAAUCUUUGGUCACACCUGGCGGUGAUCAUGAUACCCGUGAGAUUUUGUAAAAACUUGGUUCACUUCCGAUUACCGCUGCUUUACCACAGGGAUGCCAGAGAUGCAUCUUCUGUUUGUCGAAGCCAAUACAUUGCCAGUGCCAAACGUUAUGAACUAUAAGUUUCCAUCUCAAUCCCAUGGUGUCUGUGCAUUCUGCUGAUGGAAAUUGGAAGUUGUUGAGAUGUUUGGCUUGGUCAUUAAAUUCCUGUAGUUGAAUGUGGCGAAACAAUUUUCUUGCGGUUAGCUUGCACACCGCAAAAGUUAAGCUGGGUAGAAAGUAUGGAACUGAUAGUAUUCCCUCUAUUCCUGACUUUUGAAUCGAAAACUGGGAUUACCAGUUGUAUUUAUGAGAAAUCUGCCAUGGAGAUGGAGCAUUGCCAUCCCUACCUGCUACCAUGUAAAGAUUGUUUUCGCUUUAUGUUUUGGCAUCUCUUUA